AAAAAUCGGGAAAGGGAAGCUGGAAAGGCAAUAGAGCUAGUAGCAAAAAAUAGUUGCCAGCAAUUCCUAAACCUUGAACGAGAGAAGGCAAUUGAAAAUGGUAACAAGCCUGACCAGAACAAUUUGGUACCUAUUGCCUGUUCUUAUGACAUGGGGUGGCAGAAACGGGGGCGAGGUUUCAACUCUAAGACCGGACAUGCUGCAGUCAUGGGCCUUUCAACUGGUAAGGUCCUUGACUACACAACAAAAAAUAAAAUGUGCCGCUCUUGUGAUAAAGCUAAAAAGGCAGGGAAACAACCAAAUGACAACGACUGUAGAAAAAAUCAUUCGGGCUCUUCAAAGUCGAUGGAGCCUUUAGCUGCAGAUGAUGAUUCAAUGACUGAAUCUCACCUAAAGCAAAAGGUACCCUAUGGUGUUGAAAAAUGGAGUGAUACAGUUCACAUAAAAAGAUCCCUUACAUCACGCCUAUACAACUUGAGCCAACGAAGUAAGUUCCCCAACAGUUCAGCGUUGUCACAGAAAGCCAUAAAUUACCUUGAUAAAUCCUUUACAUACUGUAUUGCACAAAAUAAGGGGGAUGCUACAAACAUGAAAUCUGCGAUUCAAAGCAUUCUGCCUCAUGCAUUUGGUGACCAUAAUGGUUGUAGAGAAACAUGGUGUCGAUACAAGAAAGACCCUUCUCAUUAUUGUCACAGAGAUCUUCCCUAUCGCAAAGACCUCCAAGGAGAUAGCCUUCAACCAGCCCUGAAAUCUCUCUUUGAUGAAUAUAGCACAGAUAUUGUUAUAAACAAAUUUACACCUGCAGCAAAUUCUCUACAUAAUGAGUCUCUGAACAUUGUAGUGGGCUCGAAGAACCCCAAAAUUCGCUUUUACGGGGGAAGUGAAAGUAAUGAUUAUCGAGUGUCCUGCAGUGUCUCUCAAGUAAAUUUAGGUUACAGGUACAUUCCUCAAACUCUAGCGUCACUUAACAUAGAGCCAGGUCUUUUCUUUGUAGACCAUAAUACGGAAAUGGACAAGAAAAGUUCGAAGGACAAACAAAGGAAAUCAACAGUUGCAUUCAAGCGACGUCGAUAA
Stylophora pistillata is the source of this 1074-nucleotide messenger RNA. RefSeq lists its product as uncharacterized. NCBI's taxonomy places the organism in Eukaryota, Metazoa, Cnidaria, Anthozoa, Scleractinia, Pocilloporidae. The record is from RefSeq and is a predicted model, not a curated record.